AUGUCUGGCGAAAAGGUUCAGAAGGUCACUUUGACCAGCAAUGAGGGAUCGAGCAUUCAAGUCGAUCGUGUCGUGGCCGAGAGGUCCAUGUUAAUCAAGAACCUAAUCGAAGACUUGGGCGACGAGGCCGUCGCGGACAGCCCAGUCCCGAUCCCUAACGUCAACGACCCGGUGUUGCGCAAGGUUUUCGAGUGGUGCGAGCACCACCGCAACGACGCUGCCCAGUCGGCUGACGAUGAUAACGACAACAACAAUCGCAAGAAGACUACCGACAUCGACGAGUGGGAUCAAAAGUUUAUGCAAGUCGAUCAGGAGAUGUUGUUCGAGAUAAUUCUUGCUGCGAAUUAUCUCGAUAUUAAGGCACUGCUCGAUGUUGGCUGCAAGACUGUGGCCAAUAUGAUCAAGGGAAAAUCUCCGGAGGAGAUCCGGAAGACCUUCAACAUCACGAACGACUUCACUCCGGAAGAGGAGGAGCAGAUUCGUCGUGAGAACGAAUGGGCGGAGGACCGCUAA
Messenger RNA from Chaetomium globosum CBS 148.51, 513 nucleotides. RefSeq lists its product as uncharacterized. NCBI's taxonomy places the organism in Eukaryota, Fungi, Ascomycota, Sordariomycetes, Sordariales, Chaetomiaceae. Gene Ontology annotation, cellular component: cytoplasm; nucleus. Gene Ontology annotation, biological process: SCF-dependent proteasomal ubiquitin-dependent protein catabolic process; mitotic cell cycle. Gene Ontology annotation, molecular function: cullin family protein binding. The coding region runs from base 1 to 513 and encodes 170 amino acids. The transcript has 3 exons. The record is from RefSeq and is a predicted model, not a curated record.